Onychostruthus taczanowskii (white-rumped snowfinch) is the source of this 1478-nucleotide messenger RNA. RefSeq names its product methyltransferase like 26 (gene METTL26). NCBI's taxonomy places the organism in Eukaryota, Metazoa, Chordata, Aves, Passeriformes, Passeridae. The transcript is spliced from 6 exons. The record is from RefSeq and is a predicted model, not a curated record. The coding region runs from base 358 to 1128 and encodes 256 amino acids.
CACCACUGGUUGUCACCCGCCCUGUAACGUGCUGGAGGCUGUGCCUCAGUUUCCCCCGGACUUGCCAGGGGUUUCUAAGCGCCUGUUGGCGCAUCCCUGAGCUUUUCCAUGCUCGGAAGGGUUGAACCCCUAAUCCUCGUGCUCCAGAUGGAUUCCUCCGGACCUCCAUCACCAGCGACAGCUGUCGAGGAAAGGGCCCCCGUUUUCCUGAGGUGUCCGCGCAAAGCUUCAUGUGCCCCUUUUAGGGGGUGCCGUUUCUUUUUUUCCCUCCCCUCCGCUUUUUCGCUCCGCGCCGUGCCGAGCUCCACCCGCGGCGCGGGGCGGUCCCGGCGGUGCUGGGAGCUGUAGUUCCCCGCCAUGGAGGUCCCGGCGGCCGCGGAGCGGAACAAGGGCCCGAUCCUGGCGGUGCUGCGGGAGUACGCGGCGCCGGGCGCGCUGCGGGUGCUGGAGGUGGGCGCGGGCGCGGGGCUCCACGCAGCGCACUUCGCGCGGGCGCUGCCGCAGGCGCGCUGGCAGCCCUCGGACAUCGACCCCCGGGCGCUGCGCAGCAUCGCUGCCUUCGUGGAGGCCACGGGGGUGCCCAACCUGCUGCCCCCCAUCCUGCUGGACGUGUCACAGGGCUGGGAGAGCUGGGGGGACACCCAGCCCGCCACCCUGGACCUCCUCGUCAGCAUCAACAUGAUGCACAUCGCAGAGCUGCGGUGCACCCAGGGCCUCUUCAAGGGUGCCGGGGUGCUGCUCAAGCCUGGAGCAGCCCGUGGAAAGGGGGCUGGGGUGCACAGGGUGGCUCCUGCCUGCAGCUCCAGCUGUGUCCCACAGCCCUACGCCGUGGAUGGCCAGAUCAGCCCCCAGAGCAACGUGGACUUCGACCGCAGCCUGAGGCAGAGAAAUCCCGCCUGGGGGCUGCGGGACACGGCGCUGCUGCGGGAGCUGGCCGAGGCCAACGGGCUGUGCCUGGAGAGGAUGGUAGGUGAUGGGCCCGGGGGGCUGCCCGUGCCCGCCUGCACCCUGAGCCCGGCUCUGCUUCCAGGUGGACAUGCCGGCCAACAACAAGAGCCUGAUCUUCCGCAAGCUGUAACCUGCCCUGACAGCACUUCCAGCGCCUCCCACCACUGCUGUCCCCACUGAUGCCUCCUGCAGGGUGUCACUGUCCCACCGUGGCUGCCACUGGGGCUGGGGACAGCGCUGAUGGGACAGAGCCCCACUCACACAGCUGGGGCUGACUUGGCUGGGCAGGAUCCAUCUCCCCUUGUGCCUUUGGGGUUCCCUUUGCAGUGAGGUGCCCCAGCCUGGACCACAAGAGCCAGCACAGCUGCCAUGGGGGGCACAGCUGUAGUGGGGGGACACAACACCCCUGGGCAUGGGGGAGACUCCCUGCUCCAUUUCCUCAGAGGAUGCUGUGCUGAUGGUGUCCCCCUUCCCCCCCUCCUCAGGACUGUGCUGCUGCCCCCCUAAUAAACUCUGUGGCUUUUCCCCCC